CUCCUCCUCUCAGUACCAAUUCUUAAAAAAUCUCUUCUACUCCACCGUGCUUUCAAUCUCCUCCACGUUCUUGGAUUUCUGAGAAAACUUAGACUUUUUAAUUAUUACAAAUUUAUUUUCUUUUCUACCACCUCUUUUUUGUCCGCUAGACUUUAGCGGCUGACGAUGACAAUCGUCACCGUGACCUCCGAGGACUCGCGUCUGAUACAGGAGAUUGCAGAUGGUAUUGCGCGCUCCAAGAGGGCAGUCGUGAUUACAGGUGCUGGAAUAAGUACAAACUGUGGAAUCCCGGUAUGAUAACGCACGCGUCCAAAUACAUCUGUAGUUCGGAUAUAACUAAUUUUUGCUGAUGGUCAUCUUUUAGGAUUUCCGAUCCCAGGAGGGACUAUACAAUCUCGUCAAAUCUCGCUACCCGGAUAUUGUAGUUAAGGGAAAGGACCUUUUUGAUUCUGUGGUGUUCGGCAAUCCUGCCUCGAUUAAAGUUUUCUAUACCUUUAUUGCCCAACUCAGAGACUCCAUACUCGCGGUUGAGGAGACCAGUCCUACUCACAAGUUUAUUCGGGCCUUGUGUGAAAAUGGCCGCCUGUUGAGGUGCUAUACUCAGAAUAUCGAUGGGCUGGAGGAAAGGGAAGGAAUGACAACAAAUUUGGCCCUGGGAAAGGGGAAGCGAAAGAGGCCUAGUGCCGAAAACCCCGACAUACCAGACACAGAGGAGGAGAAGGGGUGCCAAGUUGUUCAACUUCAUGGAGACCUAAACCUGCUUCGGUGUAUGCAAUGUCAAGCUUUGUGCAAGUACGACAGGGUCAAGGUGGAGACUUUACGAGAUGGGGAGGCUCCUGAUUGUCCGGAUUGUGUUGGCAUGGAUAAAACGCGAAGACAGAGUGGGAAGCGAGGUACUCGAAUCGGUAGCCUAAGGGUAAGUUUCCUCCAUCGUUUAGAAUAGGCGCUGGUGCUAAACUCUCAUAGCCGAACAUUGUGCUUUACGGUGAAGAGCAUCCUCUUGCUGAAAAGAUUGGCACACUUGCAGCAGCCGACCUUCGCUCCAACCCAGACUGUUUGAUUAUUCUCGGAACAUCGCUCAAGGUUCAUGGGCUUAGGACUAUUGUCAAGGAAAUGGCACAAGCUGUGCACGCCCGUAAGGGCAAGGUUAUUUAUGUCAACAAAACUGCCGCGUCUUUCAGCAUAUGGAAGGAUGUUAUUGAUUUUCACGUCGAGAUGGACUGCGAUAGAUUUGUUAAACUUCUGAAGGGUAGCCAUCCAGAAAUCUGGAUGAAGCAAACGAAGGUCGACAAGCUGAUGAAGUUGGUACAUGUGAAGAAUGCUCCGGAAGAUAAGGAAAACCUCGCUGCCCGACCGAAAGCAAGAGCUAAGAGAACCGGGGUCCGAAAUCCCCUCAUACAAAAAGUGGCAAAUGGAGAAGCACAAAAGAAGAGGAAGGCGGGCCAUAUUGGUGGGAAGAUUAAGGAUCGACCAACACCUGUCAAAAAGACCAAGGUUAGGGAUACGAAGAAGGCUAGUUCGAAGAGUGAUUGCAAGAAGCCUGGCAAGGCCAAUGUUACGAAACCAGCCAGUCCAAGUGUUUCCGGAGCGGCAAAGGACAGUGAAGGUGGAGGACGCCCAGCUAAGAGGUUGAAGGUUGCUGGACCAAUGAGAAAGAGCAAAGUCGGCCCCACGGAUACCGAGGCCGGUGGUUUUGUCAUUGCUAAGGCUAAAUCACCAACUGUGAAAGGCAUCAAGGGCUCGAGAGCUAAAGGUUCGGGUGCAAGGCUGGUGGCGAAGGACGCGGGGGUUGCUGAAGGCACACCCGCCAAAAGGGCGGAGGAACCACACUCUAAUACGGGGGAUACGAGUGUUACGCAAGAUCCUCUUGUUGGAAGGCUCGGCUUGAAAUGUGUUUUUGUUGGGCCGAAAAAACCGGAAAGGAGUAACGAGGAUGGGGAGAAAGGGAACGUCUCAACAAAUAGGUCCAAGCGUUCUCGGCCUCGGGCUAUCAGGGAGACCAAAGUACAAGAUUCUAUUAAAGUCCAGGCUGAAGUCCUGGCUGUGGAUAAUACCAGAAUCACUCCGGGCACACCCCCCAGAAAGACUACACGUACGGGGCCAUAUACUAGGAGCGCAGGGCUGUCUACUAGAAGUAUGAAAGUUGAAGAGUGUGCCCCGAUCUCGACCUUUCGGGGUAGAGCUUUUCCUGCUAGCGGGGCUGAAGCCAAGGGCUUUCUAGGCGUGGAUUCUAAAAUCAGCUGCCAACCAAGCCCACCGACUACUUCAGGCUCUAGGAUAGAAAAGGGAUGUGUAUCAGAUCCUUUGUUUUUACCCGCAUUCGACCUCCCAUCGGUACCAUCUACCCCAUCGCGAAGCCACAAGUCCAGGUGGGAGAGUAUGCUGCCCUCUGUUCGGUUGAAUACUCCGGAACCGUCAUGCUCUCCGCCACCGAGCGCCGAGUUUUCUGUGGAGAUAGUCUCUCCAAAGAAGAAGAAUCACUUUCUGGAUCGUGUGAAGGCACUUGAGAAGGAACCGAAGGAGAGCCUCGACACUCGGGGACCAAACCUCAGACGCAGUUCUAGGGCUAAACGGAACACAAUUCUUUAAAAGGCUUUUUUUUUUGUAUAAUCAAGAGCUCUUUGUGAGAGCUCCUGUUUUUCUUCCCUCAUGAUUAUACCUUCUGUACAGUAUUUUUUUUUUCUUCUUCUCCCCCUUUCGCCGCGGAGGUACUUUCAUGUAGGGAUGACACGGCGUUUUCAGCGGUCUAUACUAUACCUUGUUUAUAUUCUUUUUUUUUGAUUCUUUUUUUUUUCUAUGUUGCCGGUCGACGGCGUGUGGCGUCGGUAUGAUUUGGCAUUAUAUGAAAAGUAGAAGGGAAGUCGGGUUAUGUGUACUGUACCGGUAGAUAAUUCAUUAAACCAACGAACAGGAGAGUCAAGUGGCCCUGUUCGGCACGCUAGAAAAAUGUCAUUUUUCUAACUUUUCUG
Molecule: messenger RNA, 2969 nt
Organism: Tuber aestivum (summer truffle)
Lineage: Eukaryota; Fungi; Ascomycota; Pezizomycetes; Pezizales; Tuberaceae
Source: the annotation of a GenBank genome assembly